Messenger RNA from Symbiodinium natans, 966 nucleotides. NCBI's taxonomy places the organism in Eukaryota, Dinophyceae, Suessiales, Symbiodiniaceae. The record is from the annotation of a GenBank genome assembly.
AUGCACCGCAUGAAGCGUGCCGGCAAGUGGGCUGGGGCUGCCUGUGCGCUGGCAACGGUCGCAGAACUAUCCCGAACUUGGGUCUCGUCACGGAGGCGCCCAUCGGUCGCCAUGUUUGCCUCAGCAGAAGAGGCGCCGCAGCCACGAAUGGCCAAAGACAAGCCAUAUGCAGAUGCAGUGAUGGCUGCCUGGCAGGCAGACCCUUCGUUGCAGGAUAGCGCAUCCGUUGUCCUCGAACCGUUCGUGUACGAAGACGAGGUUGGCGCUCGCCGGCUUUAUGGACGGGUGGUGAAGCCCGCCCAGCCGAAUGGCGCUGGAGUGGUCAUUGUGCAUACAGCAGUUGGUCCGCGUGAUGUGUACCUGCAUUGGCGAGCGGAAGUUCUUGCUGCCGGCGGUUACACGGUGUUGGUUGCCGAUUUGCUGGGCGACGAGCUGGGCCGUGGAUGGGAGCCCGAAUGGGGCGCUGCUGCACGCCAGCCGCUGAUGGACGACCGUAGUCUCAGCCGGAAGAGGAUGCGCGCCUCUGUCCAAGCCAUGUCCGAAGUUGAAGGUGUCGAUCCACAACGUAUCGGUGCCAUUGGUUACUGCUUCGGUGGCCGUGCUGUUCUGGAUUUGGCCCGUUUGGGCCCUGCAUCCGGAGUUGCAGCCGUGGCUUCCUUCCACGGCAUACUUGAUGACGGCGUGCUGCCUCCAGAAGAUAUGUCGGACAAAGAUGCGCCGCGUGUGUUGGUUUGCCACGGCGAUGCCGACCCCUUUGUCAGCGCAGACGGACGGGCCGCGUUCGAACAACAGAUGCGGUCCGCCAAUGCCCGGUGGGACAUGCUGGUCUUCGGUGGGGUGCGGCACGGCUUCACAAACCCUGCGCAGGAUUUGAAUCCGAAUCCAGCCUUUGGUUAUUCCCCAAGAGCAGCUGCGAGGUCCUGGAGGGCAAUGGAGGAGCUAUUCGCAGAAACGUUGCACGAGUGA